GGUAAAAUUAAGUCGUUUGAAUGAUCGAUGGAUAAAAUGUCGAAGGAUUGUAUGUUAGAGAGAGAAAUUAACCCACCAUAUUGAAUCGAUUUUCGGCAAAAGGAAAGAUAAUCCAUGAGACGACGAAUAUCUGCCAUGGUCAGCGGAUAUGUUCAUGUCAAUUUUUCAAUCACUUUUUAAACAACAUGGCGCGUAAUUGUGAGAAAAAAUUAAUUGGUUUGAAUCGAAUGUACAUCAAACAACAACAAGAAGAAGAAAGUAUAAAACGUCCGAAACGCCCUCCUCUGAAACAUUUAAAAUCUGCCCAAGAGGUGAAGAAAUGGAUUCCUAGCAUCAAGAAAGAAUUGGAUUACUGUCUUGAGCAAUUGUCUGGAGCACGAAAGCAUACAUAUCCUGAAAAUAAAAUUAAAGAGUUUGAAGAGAAAGUCAUAGAACUUGAGAAGGAACAUAAGAAAUUUGUACAAAAGGUGUUUGAAUUAGAUCCUCAAACAUCAGGUGUACCAUGGCAACCAAGAGGAUAUGUGAGUAAAAGGAAAGCAAGUGAAAAGGAAACAUGAAAACCAGAAAAUAAAAGCAAAGAUUGGUAUAUCUAAAAAAAUCUGUACUCCCUUAAUGGAUAAAGAGAAGACGGAUGACAAAGGUUGACUUGAACCAGAUGCAACGAUUGCACUCAAUACCGCUUUUGGCCAAUUAAUUGAAUCAGUAAAUUAUUUGGCUGCCAAUACCCUAAUUAUCUUGUCAAUAAUGAACAGUUUAUUCUGAGGUUAGUAAAAAUUGUGAACUUGUGUGAAUUACUAUUAUUUAAGAUGUUCACAAAGUAUUUAUAUACGUAAGAAAGUUAUCCCAAUAAUUCUUUCAUUUACAACUGUGUGUGAUGUAGUUUCUCAAAUCAUGAGAUAUUCAUACACCUAAUUAACAUAGAAAAGUUUAAAUCAUUAUGUGUGAUAAUUUUUUAUUGUCACUUGUAUAAACAUCAUUCUCAUGCA
Molecule: messenger RNA, 986 nt
Organism: Xenia sp. Carnegie-2017
Lineage: Eukaryota; Metazoa; Cnidaria; Anthozoa; Malacalcyonacea; Xeniidae
Exons: 7
Coding region: 186-557 (123 amino acids)
Biological process (GO): generation of catalytic spliceosome for second transesterification step
Source: RefSeq, a predicted model, not a curated record